AGUGAGCAGAGUGUAGCUCAGUGCUGUUAGACCCUCAGGAUACACAAGCUGGCAGUUACAAAAGAAUUACAUACUGCUUCAAAUAAAUCAUCACCUGUGCAAAAAGCACACUAAAACAGGCCGCAGGUUGCUUGUAUUUGCACAGGCAUAUAAAGACCCGAUGUCAGAUCCUCCUAAUUGCUGCAUCUGUCUGGAUGAGUUUACAAGCCCUGUGUCCCUCCCCUGUGGACACGUCUUCUGCUUGGGAUGCAUUGGAGAAUACUGGAAAAUCAACGAGGCCUGCCAGUGCCCACUUUGCAAGACUUUGUUUCCUACCAGGCCACAGCUCAAAACAGACCAGACACUACAUACUGUGGAAGCACCUCCACCUUUAAAAGCUGGAGAGGUUCCCUGUGACUCCUGCUCAGCAAAACGUCCUGCAGUCAAAUCCUGCCUGGUGUGCAUGGCUUCCUACUGCACCACUCAUCUGGAAGCACAUUACCAGAAUGAAGAGCUUGGGCGCCAUCUACUGGUCAGUGUGGUAAAAAACCUUGAGGAUUCUGUGUGCAAACUGCAUGGGAAGAAGUUGGAGAAGUUCUGCAGAAGCGACCGGGCGUACAUUUGUGCUAUGUGUGCACAGACUGAGCAUUGGAGCCACAACAUCAUUUCUAUUAGUCGGGAAGCUUUAAAGAAGAAGGUUAGUCUAAAACGGAGGAGGAAGAAACUUCAGCAAGAGGUUCAAGAUAGAGUUAGUGAAGCCGAGGAAAUCAAGCUCACUGUAGAUCUCAGAGGACAAAGUCCAAAAGAGGAAUGGCAAACAAAUAAAGAACUCGAACAGCUGGAAGAAGAAAUCGCUGAGCUCCAGAAGAGAAACGCUGAGCUAGAACAGCUCUUGAAGAUUGAAGAUGAUCUCCAAUUCUUACAGAGAUCUCUCCAUGCUGCUUUGUGAUUCAAGAAACAUGCUGAUCAUCAAGUCUUUAUUUAUGUGGGGGGGUUUUCAGCUAUAAAAUGAUUACGUAAUCUCAGCUGGGUGGGUGUGUUAGCUUUCAAGGAAAAGUAUGCUCUGAUUCAUGUGAAUGAGAUGAGAAGUGUCACUUAUUUAUUUUUGCAUUUAAUGUACGGAUACAACCAGCUGACUUUUAGCCUACAGUGAAACACAAACUUGAACUAUUUACACCUCUGAACCUCAAUAAUACUUUUAAAAAGGAAAAGCUAGCUAAUUCCCAUGAUUUCCAAUCCCAAGCUAAGCUAAGCUGCUGGUAGCUGCGGUCAUACAUUUAAUGUAAAUGGUACUGAUCUCAUGUAUCACUCUGCCAGAAAUCCAAUGAAUGCACUUUGGAAACAUGUCUUCUAUUUUAACUACUUAUGUCAAUGUGAAUUUUGUAUUUUAAAAAAAUGAAUCAUUUACACGGGUUCAAAGAAACUGUGAAUUUUAGAAACAGUAAACCUCAGGGACGUUGAACUUGGUUGUAUGAAUGUAACUUAUUACUGGGCGGGUGAUACAAUUAACUGCUAUUCAGUGCCGAAAUGCUUUUGUCUUCCUUUUUGAUGAACCAAUAAAAUGUAUGUAAAAUGCGACCGAAGUCCUGUGCAAUAAAAAGGUCUUGUGAAAUUC
Oreochromis niloticus (Nile tilapia) is the source of this 1594-nucleotide messenger RNA. RefSeq names its product tripartite motif-containing protein 47-like. The record is from RefSeq and is a predicted model, not a curated record. The transcript has 4 exons. The coding region runs from base 161 to 928 and encodes 255 amino acids. Lineage: Eukaryota; Metazoa; Chordata; Actinopteri; Cichliformes; Cichlidae. Gene Ontology annotation, molecular function: zinc ion binding.